Messenger RNA from Dermacentor andersoni, 4579 nucleotides. The record is from RefSeq and is a predicted model, not a curated record. Lineage: Eukaryota; Metazoa; Arthropoda; Arachnida; Ixodida; Ixodidae.
GUGAACUACCGCGGCGGCACUUGUGACGGCGUAGUGUGGUGCCGUAUGAAAAACUUGCAUGAUAUCAUAAUGUAUGCAGGCUGAAGAGUUUCGCUGGUAAUCUGUCCCCUUAUCUGUCCGUUGCGGCCCCAAGAAUUUUUAAAAAUGUGCAGUUUAACGUGCUUUCCGGCCAGUGAUUGUAAUUGCGUUUCGCAAUGUUACCGCACUUUAUAAUCGCACAUAAAAGUGCUUAUUAAUAUAGUGAGAUUAAUUCAUACAUUUUAUUUCAUUACGGUCGAAAAGAAAAAUUUCUCGGUCCAGUGUAGUUUCUUUUUUUUUUUCUCAACUGUGUUUAACGUACACGCAAUAAAUCAUAUUUUGAUCGUGAUUGUGAUUAGCGGGUACUUAGUGGACAUGGAGGAGGGAAAAUGCUGGGUACUCGUGGGUUUUAGAGUUUUGGGCUUUUGGGGACCUCGACUAGCCGGUUUUUUUUUUUUUUUUCAUUUCUAGUUGGCAACACUGGUUGUGAUGCCAUAACGGCGCGCAGGACUAUGGGGAUGUUGUUAUUCCUGAUAUUAGUGUUUUGAUGUCGUAUGUAUAUAUAUUUUUUCCAUGAUCAAAAGAGCUGUGCACUCACGCCAGUACUGCAGCCGAUAACAACUCAAGCAGGCGAACUAGUGGACCUGCGCUGCAAAUGAGGUUCUGCAGCUAUGGAUGGACAAGACGACGAAUAUUACACUUCAUACGACUCGUAUCGAAUGGCACCGCAAUGCAAGCUCCUGGAAACUAUAUAUGAAAAUCCAAAACUACGCACCGAUGGUUUAAAGCAGUUCACAUCGGUAAGGAAAUAUAAACGGUUCAUAGACUUCACGGCAGGACCAACGGCAACCAAAAAGUGGAAACGAAGCCAAAAAGCGCGAAAACUAGCAAGCAGUCGCCUACUCCACGCCUUUGGAGCUUCUGACAAUUGUGACGACCUACAACACUCGCUCCGCUCUGUGCGAAAUGCGAGAGCGCGCAUGCCGCCGUCGUAUGAGAACAGAAUCUCGCAACAGAGCUCUGAAUCACGAACGGGAUUACAUGGUUGCUACAAAAGUGCUACUGUUUAUGGACGUGUGCGAGAGACGAAGAACGGGUCUGCAAGCCACGAAUGGCAAAAUGAGUCGCAUGUAGUGCCUGUGUGUGCUGGUAACUUUGAGUUGCCCGAAACUUUUGUUGUGUCUAGCACGGACUUAAUUGUCGAGGAGGCUGCCACUGUUGAACUGCCCCUUGAUUGCAGAAACAAGAAGGAAGAAACUCUAGGCUUCUAUGAUAAUAUGGAAUGUCGAGAACAUGAGUGUGAUGAAAAUCACACUGGUGCGAGCAAUAGUAUACCAUGGUGUUAUGCACUGCCUUGUACACAGACCAAGGAAAAUCAGGCUGCGUUUUGUUACAACAGUGGUGAUCGGUCACAGGUGAUUGACUGUAGAAGUGGUGGUUUGUGUCAGAAUAGCCCAGGAGAGCCCUUUAACAAGGCACUGCCUUCCGAAGGCUUUUACGCAAUUUGUGACAGGAGACCUCUGCAUUCCUGGGCAGCAUGCCAAGAUGACGAUGUAUCUGACACUGUGGUGGAACUGGUUGCAGUGAUUGAGACGACACACAGUCUCUGUGACAGUGUUGUGAAAGACAGCAGUGCAUCUGCUAAUCAAAACAGUGUGAGCUGUCUGCUAAACCAGGCUAUAGAAGCUAGCAAUGGUAGUGUUACUUAGCGUUAUUUUGCUAGCUUUUAUGCACAUGUACACCACAUGUGACAAUCAGUAGUAUACAAGAAGUUUGUGAUCAUGCCUUUGUUGUUCUUGUUAUGAAAAAACAAAUGAUGUAUGCUUCAAUGCAAGAAGUGUUUGCAGUGCAUUUGAAGGUAUAUGCUAUGCAAUCCAGUCAAAAUACAAAUUGUGCUCUUCUGCCUUCCAUGGCUGAGCACAAAUGCAGGAAGUACUUGUUUAUUUUAUUGCUCCUGCUGUGUGGGGGAGUCUAGCAAUUGUUGCUGGCCUGGCCAGCAUGCACAUUUCUUCACAGAUGCUGGGACCAAGGUAGCACUUCCUUACGUAGCUGCCCUACUAUUACAUGCCAGAAAUGUGUUUCGUUGAUAAGUGUCAGCUUGUCCAAGCAUGGAUUCACAUUACGCAAACAGCUUUGAUUGCAUUGCAUGGUUCUUUUGAGACAAAGUGUAGUGCCUUUAACAUUGUUCCCCAAGAGGUGGUCUUUUGUUGUCUUUGUACUUUAUUUCAAGAACUGCCACAAUAGUGAACAAAAAUGUUCUAGUUCUGUAUAAAAAAGAAAAUAUAUGGCAAAAAGAAAAAGAAUUAUAUGGCAGCUGGUCAUGCUUCUUCUUUUCAAGUAACUCCUAUAGACAGUGAAAUCAAGAAUGCUUGAACAGCUCCUUCAAAGGAAGCCUGCUGUACCUGCUCUCCAUGCCUCCACACUCCCUGAAGUAUUUCCCCUACAGAUUCAAAGGAAAUGGAGACCUUGCAGUACUUCAGCGGCAUCGAAAUGUUACAGUCAUGCACUAAACUCAUGAACUGAGUGUGUUUGGGGAUGGAAAAAGAUUGCUCACAGCAAAAACCCAAUGUGCGCACUGCAGUGGCUAAGUGGCUCUGUUCUGCUGCUGAGCACACGGUUGCAGGUAUGAUAUCCAGCACUGGUGACUAUAUUCUGAUGGGGGUGGAAUGCAAGAAUGCUUGUGUACUAAGCUCUGGGUGCUCUUUGAAGAAUCCCAGGUGGUCAAUUCGCUGUGCCACAAAAGCAUCUUGAGUCUUGUUAACAUCCAUUACUAUGAAAAAAAAACUCCAGACAGGGUGCGCUGUUCAUCACAUGAUAUAGCUGUGGUAAGGGGAGUACAACUGAAUUCAGAGCCCUGCAUCAUUAUGGUGUCUAUCACAGCACUUAUGUUGCUUUGGAAUGUUGGACACCAUCAGUCAACCAAUUGACAAUUUGCAAAAUAGUGAGUGCCACUUCGUGUUUUCUAACCACAUACUCUCAUUCACAGACUGCAUCUCUCCCGUCAAGUGCCUUCCCCCUCCAAAGGCCACAAAAGCUUUUCCAAAAUUACUGCGAAAAUUCCAGGACCUCGUGUUGCCCUAUACCCGCAGACCCACCCCACAGACUCUGGCAGAGUAGAGGCAUGGACAGGGUUCACCGGUAAUAAAGGGGAAGAUGUUGAACAGGAACGAUAGUUCAUUUUGCUAGUCUGUGGUCAUGGUUACAUGGUUACUUGCACAUGCACGGCAACAUUUUUGCUAUAGGUCAAUUAGUAAACACAUGCACAGUAAUUCGGGGUAUUUAGGGUUAGGAAAGGAGCUACGUGAUCAUGUACCCAAAGAACCUUUUCUCUAUUUCUCCCAGUAAGCUGCCAUUCAUGACUAAGUGCCUGCUGUAUACAGUUCAGCCCAUUUUUGUUCAUUUGGCGAUUUCCUUCUCAUGAUCCAGGUCCCCUGUCACUACUUGGCCUAGAUAAACAUACCCUUUCACAGCUUCAAGAUUGGCUAGACUGGGGUAUACGUCAGAGGAAGACAGGUGCCCUCAGUCAAUCAACACUUCAGCAGCAGACGAAAUGGACAUGCCCACUAGGUGGACACUUGCAGAAUACUACCCCCCCCCCCUCAAGUUAUGAACUUGUUUCCUAGCCUGGCUACUGAAUGUUAUAAAUUUUCAAACCUGUCCUCAGUCAUUUGUUGUAAGUACAAAAAUUUCCUAAUCAAAUCAAACAUUUCUGUUAAGAAUAAUUGACCUUCAAAAAUCAAAUGCCAUAUAUUUUCUAUAUUUAUAAACUAAAGAAAGGUUGCGUGUAGUAAAUUGGUUAAAUAAAAAGCCUCAUCUACAUUAUUUGAUGCAUGUAAUACUGUUCAUAAUGACAAGUGAGCAGCUUGUGAUUGGAAAAAAAAAGGCUAUUAUAACUGAAACAGUAUCAUAUCUGGUAUACCAUGGCUAUUAAAGUAAUGAAACAAAGGAAUGGCACAACAUGAGGUGCUUGUAGAGAGUAGUGUUCACUGAAGGAGCUAAGUUCAGUACUACAGCACUGUAAAUCUGUUCAUGUGAAUGCAAACAUGGUGGCAUUGGCCAAGUUACAGCUUGCUUUGCUUAAAUAUAUAAAAAAAAAAUCGAGGCUGCCUAUGUUUGAGGCAUUUUUGUUGAACAACAGAAAAUUAUUGUGCAGAAGUUGGCUGCUCAAUGUGAUCGCUCGGGAACUGGUGCUUCUGCACUGUAACCGUGACUAUCGUGCAGCAGGAUUGUCAAAAACACCCACCACUUGCACUUGCAUUCCUCCCUGUAGAUUCUAAUAAGUGUCGCUAUCUUUUAUAUUUGAACAGAAAGAAAUAUUCGGCAAUUUCGAAUAGCACAUUCUUCAUUCAAAUACGAAUUGAACAGCAAAGAGUAUUUGAUUUAUGUUCGAAAUUUCAAAUAUUCAGACAUCUGUAGUUGUAAGCUAUCUUUACCGUUGUUGGACAGAACAAUGUAACCUAAUAUUCACAAGUUGUCUUUAUAUUCUCUGAUAUUCCUUAUAUUUAAUCCUUCGAAAUGUUGUGUAUACAAGUGGGGAUUAAAAAAAAAAAAAGCUGACUGA